AUGUCUGAAAAUAAUAAAGCACAACUUACUGGUGUUACGACAAUUAUCGUUCUUGGUGCUUCUGGAGACCUUGCCAAAAAAAAAACGUAUCCUGCAUUAUUUGGUCUUUAUCGAAAUGAUUUUUUACCUGAAGGAACUCGAAUCAUUGGAUAUUCCAGGUCAAAGCUUAGUAAUGAAAGUUUUUAUGAACGUAUUUCUGGAUAUAUGAAAACUCCCACUGAAGAGAUCAAAGUACAACUAUCAAAAUUCUUAAAGCUGUGCACCUAUGUAUCUGGACAAUAUGAUGUUGAAGAAGAUUAUCAAAAAUUGAAUAAAGUCGUUGAAGAUAUCGAAAAUUCUAGUAAUUCAAAAGAAAAAAAUCGGGUUUUUUAUAUGGCAUUGCCUCCUAGUGUUUUCGUGCCUGUGGCAAAAGGUCUUAAAAAGAAUGUUUAUUCUAAAAACGGAGUAAAUCGUUUGAUUGUUGAGAAACCCUUCGGUAUGGAUUUGGAUAGUUCUCGUGAAUUAGGAAGAGCGUUAGCCCCAUUAUGGAAGGAGGAAGAGACAUAUCGAAUUGAUCAUUACCUUGGAAAAGAAAUGGUCAAAAAUUUAUUGAUAAUUCGUUUUUCCAACAUCAUUUUUAGCGCUAUAUGGAAUCGCCAAAGUAUUUCCAAUGUACAAAUUACGUUUAAGGAAAAAAUUGGAACCGAAGGUCGUGGGGGAUACUUUGACGAAUUUGGUAUUAUUCGUGAUGUUAUGCAAAAUCACAUUUUACAAAUUUUGAGUAUUGUCGCUAUGGAAAGACCCGUGUCACUAAGUUCAGAAGACGUCCGCGAUGAGAAAGUUCGCGUUUUACGUUGUAUUCCUCCUGUGAAAUUGCAAGACGUUCUUCUUGGACAAUACACCAAGUCUGAAGAUGGUACAAAUCCUGGAUAUUUGGAUGAUAAUACUGUGCCUCCUGGAAGUAAUUGCCCUACUUUCGCAGCGGCAACCUUGUUUAUAAAUAAUGAUCGAUGGGAGGGAGUUCCAUUUAUUCUCAAAUGUGGCAAAGCUCUUAAUGAACCGAAAACUGAAAUUCGAAUACAAUUUCAAGACGUUCCUGGCAAUGUAUUCAAAAAUUCAUCUCGUAACGAAUUGGUUAUUCGUGUACAGCCCAAUGAAGCUGUAUAUAUGAAAAUGACUAACAAAUUACCAGGCCUUUCUAUGGACACAGUUAUUUCUGAAUUAGAUCUUACUUAUCAUCGACGUUUUUCUGAUUUUGUAAUUCCUGAUGCAUAUGAAUCCUUGAUUCUUGAUGUUUUGAAAGGUGAUCACUCAAACUUUGUGAGAGAUGAUGAAUUAGACGCUGCCUGGAAGAUUUUUACCCCAAUCUUGCAUCAGAUUAAAGAAGAAAAAAUAAAACCCCUACCUUAUGCAUUCGGAUCACGUGGACCUUCGGGAAUUGAUGAAUUCGUCUCCAAAUAUGGUUUCAAGAGAUCCACACAAGAAUAUAACUGGCCUUCACGUCAGUAA
Messenger RNA from Diversispora eburnea, 1488 nucleotides. The record is from the annotation of a GenBank genome assembly. Lineage: Eukaryota; Fungi; Glomeromycota; Glomeromycetes; Diversisporales; Diversisporaceae.